UGUCUAAGUCUAUAGCGAUAGAAGAAAUUACAUUUGGUAUAUUUAUGAAAGAUAACAACCUAGAAAUGAUUAUUAAUAUUGUUAAGUCGCAAGCUAAAUUGUUCAUACAUACAAGUCAAAUUCUGACCGUUGACCCCAAAUUCAUAAAAUGAAAAAAAUAAACUAGAAUACUAAAAGCCCUGAAAUUAUUGUCUUUAUUGGAGAAAUUUCAAUUGUUAUCCGUGAGACAUUUUUAUUUUUAAUUGUUUUAAACAAUUUACAGCAUAAACAAACGGCGGUGUAGCCAUGAUCGUAAUACGCAUGCGUAUACUGCCCGCCAUUUUAAGAGAGCAAUCUACGGUACGCCGUCAGGGACAUAACACACUCCCACUUUGCCUUUGUGGUUUAUCGAUUAUAGGUUAUCAAUAACCCUAAUAUAAAUCAUAAUGCUGUCCAGAGAGGCACUUCUAUGAUUUUCUGCGACGAUCUCUCGGUAUUUAUAUCGAUUCUACUUUAAAAUCCAGUCGUUUGCUUCCGCCUCCAAUGCAGCAGGGGGCAGCUUCCCCCUCCAAUGCAGCAGGGGGCAGCAGAGCCUCGAUGAGCGAAAACAGCAGAAGAAGAAAAGUGUUGUUAUUUUAGCAAUGGCGGCUAACCUUUAAUGGCGUGAAGAAAGCCAGACUGAAGGACUUGUUUGCGUCCUAAAGAUAAUAUUCAUCAUCAUAAUUAUAUUACUAACCUUCGCUGGCGUGAAUAAAGCGAUACUGAAGGACUUGUUUGCGUCCUAAAGAUAAUAUUCAUCAUAAUAAUUCUAUUACUCGCUGGCGUGAAGAAAGCUAGACAAGAGAAGACUGAUAAGAUAAUAUUCAUCAUAAUAAUAAUAGUACUAAUAUUCUUCAUCGUCAUGCCGCUGGGUCUGAAGCCGAGCUGCUCGCAGUGCAAGAGCAACUCUUCGUCCAUGUGGAAGAAAGGCAGCCAGGGCGACAUCUUGUGCAACAACUGCGCGGUGAAGAGCAGCUUCGUGGCCGCAGGAACUUCCUUCACCUCCGCGGCCUCCGCUGGAGCCUCCAGUGGGUCCGCAGGCAGCCCCGCCAUGAAGCAGUGCAAACAGGAGAUCCACAGAAGGUCAGCUCGUCUGAGGAGCACCAAGUACAAAACUCCUGCGUCUGACAAGAAAGUUUCCACCAAAGGCAAAGGGAGAAGACACAUUUUUAAAUUGAAGAAUCCAAUCAAAGCUCCAGAAUCUGUAGCAACCAUCAUCACUGCAGAGUCUGUCUUCCAUAAGGGUGUGUUCUACCAGAUCGGGGACGUGAUCAAGGUGAUUGACGAGGAGGACGGAAAGUCGUACUUUGCUCAGAUCCGAGGUUUUGUCCAGGACCAGUACUGCCAGAAGAGUGCUGCUCUCACCUGGCUGCUGCCCACUCAGGCCAGUCCUCAAGACCACUUUGAUGCUGGGACCUACAUCCUGGGUCCAGAAGAAGACCUGCCCAGGAAGAUGGAGUACCUGGACUUCGUAUGCCACGCCCCCUCAGAGUACUUCAGGUCCCGCAGCUCACCUUUCCCUACACUGGCCUGCAGGGCAGAGAGAGGCUACAUCUGGACUCACAUCACACCCUCACCUGGCAGCACACCUGUGCUGGCCCUCAAGGAGGCUGUGGGCGGGGCCAGUUAGCGGUAGCACCUGCUAGCUGACAUGGACCUUUUGUACAGUCCUGUUCCUGGUCCUGGUCCUAGUCCUGGUCCUGGUCUCACCUUCAUGGCUCCAGCCAGACCCAGCAGUCAAAGACCUGCAGAUUUAAAGUGUUGUUGACAAAUACAUCAUCUAAAUGUUUUGUUUACUAGUAAACAAUGGGUGUUGUUGACAAAUACAUCAUGUAAAUGUUUUGUUUACUAGUAAACAAUGUGUGUUGUUGACAAAUACAUCAUGUAAAUGUUUUGUUUACUAGUAAACAAUGGGUGUUGUUGACAAAUACAUCAUCUAAAUGUUUUGUUUACUAGUAAACAAUGUGUGUUGUUGACAAAUACAUCAUGUAAAUGUUUUGUUUACUAGUAAACAAUGUGUGUUGUUGACAAAUACAUCAUGUCAAUGUUUUGUUUACUAGUAAACAAUGUGUGUUGUUGACAAAUACAUCAUCUAAAUGUUUUGUUUACUAGUAAACAAUGUGUG
Entelurus aequoreus (snake pipefish) is the source of this 2143-nucleotide messenger RNA. RefSeq names its product GATA zinc finger domain-containing protein 1-like. Gene Ontology annotation, cellular component: nucleus. Gene Ontology annotation, biological process: chromatin organization; regulation of DNA-templated transcription. The transcript has 5 exons. Lineage: Eukaryota; Metazoa; Chordata; Actinopteri; Syngnathiformes; Syngnathidae. Gene Ontology annotation, molecular function: zinc ion binding; sequence-specific DNA binding. The record is from RefSeq and is a predicted model, not a curated record. Bases 881 to 1648 code for a protein of 255 amino acids.